AUGGCAGAUGAAGCCCUGAACGGCUCACCUUCUGGGCCCCUCUUCCUUGGCAUCGAUGCAGGCAUCCAGCGAGUCGCACUACUUCAGCAGCUUCUAGAUGUCGACAGCAAGGCUAUGACGGACAUCCGGGCAAUCCUGGACGAAACGGCUCCGUUCGGCUCUGCUGUGGACGAUCUCCUCGCCAAGGUCGACCACAUGAAGAGGGUGCUGACAUUGGUGGGCCAGCAGAAGCUGAAGGAGCACACCUGCUGGUUCUGCAUCAGAGCAAUAGGUAGCAAUUCCACGGGAGAGGUCGGACUCCUGAACGAGCUGAAGCUGGCCCUACAGACAUCCUCGGCAGACGCCAUGCAGUCCAUCCGGGAGACAACCUCUGCCACACUCACCGGGCAGCGCCUGGCCGAUGUCGCUGCGGCGGCUGGCCGCGGUCGGAAUGCCUUGGAGGUCUUCAAGCAGGCCACUGCCGGAAGCUUUGUGGAGACUUUUCUGUCGUACCGGUACACCCUGCAGACGAUUGAGGACGCCCGGCACACAGCCUUCCUUGCCUUGUCUGGCUUCACCGCAGUCCUGGUGCUGUUGGCCACGCCCGGGUCGAUCGUCUACGCCCGGCGGUCCAAGGCGACGUAUCCGAGUGCCUCCCCUUCCUGCGCUUCCUGGUUUUGCAGCUUCUGCGCUCUGACCUGCGGACUCCUCUUCGCUGGGGGGUUACUGCUGGUGGCGAUCCCAAUGUCCGAACUUUGCCAUUUCUGGCGCUACGAUUUGCUCACGCAUGGGGGCAUCUCCGACUACUACAGGCAGAUUGGCCUCUACAAUGAAGCCGACCUGGCACGGCACAUCGAUCCAUACGCCACUGAUGUGUUUCGCACAUGCUUCACGGGCAAUGGCACUGGCAACAUCAUUGGGGCCCUGCAGCUGCAGGACCCUCUGAGCUUCCAGCAGGUACUGGAUGAGAAGUUCAUCGAGCUGGAAGACAAGCAGGCAGCAAUGGUCGUGGACACCGCGCGCUAUGAGCUUUUGGUCUCCCAGGCCACACUCUUCGGGGGCCUCUUCCUCUUGGAGCCUGACCAACCCCUCGCUUUGGAUCCGGCCUGGGCCUCCAAGCUCCUUGGGAGCUCCCUGGAUCCAGAUGACCAGGUUGGACCUGACGGUGAGUCGCUGAUCUAUGGCCUCAACACGCCGCAUGUCGUUGACAUCGGGGGGGAAGGGAGGUAUGCCUUUGAGCACGGCACCUCAGGCGGCGGGAUUCUGAUCACCGCCACAGAGCCCUCAGAGGCAUCAGUCAGCAACCUCCCUCUCCGAACGCAGAAUGCACUGGCCUAUGCUCGACUCAAGGAGCAGGUUCUUUCGGAGGAUCGCCUGCUGCGCUGCGAUGUAAUGGACGGCAACUAUGUGGUUACCGAGCGCUUCUGCGCCUACGAGGAUUUCAAGGUGCAUGUCCGAGACAUGGCGGAGCAGGUGCGCGCUGCUGGGAUGGUGCUGAGCACGCAGGCCAAUGCCGCGAAAGAGUUACUUGCCACUGACCUGAAAAGCACCUUGCAGAGCAUCCUCAUGGAGGUGCAGCAGCUCAGGACACUCCUUGGGUGCCGCUUCCUUUGGAGACGAUGGGAAGACUUCGACUUUACGCUUUGCAACGUGGCCCUGCCAAAUGCCAUCGAGUGUACGGUCGCCUCGCUCGUGCUGGCAGUGGCUGCUUUGCUUCUGGCGUUCGUCCACUACAAAAUGUGGCGGCACUUGCUGGACAACAAGGUCGUCGGCGAGGAACUGGAGAAGUUCUCCAAGAAGUAUGGCUACUUGAAGACAAGGAAGUGA
Messenger RNA from Symbiodinium natans, 1806 nucleotides. The record is from the annotation of a GenBank genome assembly. Lineage: Eukaryota; Dinophyceae; Suessiales; Symbiodiniaceae.